CCCGGCAUUUCCCGUUUCCCUUCGACUAACGACAACGAAGUCCUACUAGUCGUUAUCUGCCGCCGUGCUCGACGGCAAGGCUCUUCCAGCCGCAGGGACGCAUUCACUUGCAGAUAAGCGUUGUCGCCGUUACUAUAUCUCGCGCCAGCAUCGUCUCACAUGCAAUGGAAUGUUGAGAUGGGUCCAGUCGACAGCCCGAAAUUUGGACGGCUGCGGCACUCUUCGUCGCUAUAUUGCGUACAGAGCGCGUCACGGUAAUGUGACUAUAGCCAGCUCGCGUCGCGCCCUUCCGGAGCGGAAUUAUUCUCUUUCGACACUCAGCGCGCAUCUAAUGUCGGAUAAUGGGUCACCACCUCCUGUGUCUGGUGCCACUCUGCUUUCGCUCUAUCGUGAAGUUAAACAAGCACAUCAAGUUUCCUCUCUGAGCCACAACCAGCUCAGUAGACUUCUACGUUUGUACGGAGAGCUUGCUACAGAUUCGGAUGGGCAUUCUGAGCAGGGAACAUCUUCAAGUAUAUAUUGGGCUUUUGUGCGCGAGGUUGCGUCGGAUACGGAGGCGCUGGGGUAUGAGCUUGGUGAAGAGGAUCGAUGUUGGGCACUCUGGGGAUUGGUCGCGUCUUCCUCGACAGAUCCAACGUUUCUUCGACUUGCAAGACAGCACUAUGAAUAUCUCCGAAUGUCACCCAUCGAUGUCAACCUGCAUCUCGCUUAUUACAGGAUUCUCAUGUCACUCGGAACCUCACAAUCUGCGGCUGAAGUGCUUCACCAUGUAUCCUCCAUCUUCGAAGCAUCUUCUAAUCCAGCAUCCGAGAUCAUAGAGUUCAUCUGGCCAAUAGUUCUCAGCCAAGAUGUCCCUGACGCAGCCGGAGAGCAUGUUCUCAGCAUGCUUUGGACUCGAUUGAAUCAGUUCAAAGGGGCCAAUUCACAUCUGAAGCGUGUACCAACCCUGGGUGCAACUCGUUCCCUCGAUGCCCAUUCUAAAAGUUAUGGUCCAGCAGCGAUCGAUGUUGAGCACCUCGCCGCAGGGUUUGGGAUGGCAUUUCUCCCCCAUUUCUACGUGUCACUUCCGCUUUCCGUUCAGCAAUGGGUUAGAGCCCAGGCGUAUGAUGUUUUUAACCCUCAAAGCAAUGCUUCAUGGAGAUGGCGGCAAUUAAAACUAUUCCUUCUCUACUCAUCCAUGUCAUCAGGGACACUCGACCAGUGUUUGACUUCCCUGACGGAGAAACACGACCAUCUGGCGUUGGGUUGGUGCACAGUGCUUGUGUUGGCUUCUCUGGAAAGGCUUGUCAAAGAUGGAGAAUCGUCAUCCCCCCCAACCCUGCAGACCGUACUGCGUAGUUUGUGGAGGGCCUGGCAGUUGUCUGCUCAGGACAGCCUUCGGCCGCAGUUCGUUGAACGGGCAGUUGUGGCAUCCUUUCUUCGACUAGGCGUUCACACAUCCGACCGAAGCCUCGUAGAUAUAUGUCGCCGCUACAUCUUGUCUGAGGACCUAUGGACGAUACGGAAGGACCAUACUAGAGCUGAAAAGACUCAGAUUAUCUCUUUAGCGGCGGAGUUUGUGGUGUGCUACUUCCGGUGCAUCAGCCCUAGGUGGGAUGACGCUCUGCGCGUCCUCAGUAUGGCAUGCGAUGGACCGAAUACGAGUGAUGUGCUGGGAGUAAUUUUUCGGAUGAUCAUGACCGCAGACACACACAGCGUUUUUGCAUUGUAUCUCCAUUCUCAAGAAGCAGGGAUUGCAUUGGCUCCCAGCAUUGUAUGCACACUCGGGUUCCUGAUGGCUCCCAUUCAGCCGGAACGUUCCAUACUUUUUCUUCACGACACUAGAAUUCUCCGUCAGCGGCGUACACAGCUGCUAGAAGCCAUCAGCCGGUCCCUAUUUCGACAUGGUGUUCACUAUCUAUCUGAAUCUUCUAGUGGUACCAUAGGCAAUCACUUCCUGCAUUUGCCGGAUUCGGAAUAUUCGUCUCUCCUUAUUCCAAGGAAUCAAGGGCACAUACAGCAUACCCUCACUGUGAUAGGUCGAUCUGGACACAGCAUGAAGGCCUUUGGUGCGGUUCAGUGUAUUCAUCGUUCGAAUCCAGGGUUCUUUUCUAUCACCUUCCUUACGGGUUUUGCCCAACUGCUGGUUCGGCGGAGGCAAUUCAAACUCGCAGUUCGUCUUUAUACAACACUGCUUGAGACGGGGAUAGAUGUCGGGAAACUCGAAACACUUCGCCAGCAGCUGGUGUACAACAUUGCUCGAAGUGGUGGGACCCUGGCCGCUCGGACCAUUGCAAGAUCAACAACGACCGAUACUCGUGAACGGAUGGCAUCGUACUCUUCAUUUAGGUUGAAAGACCCCCCUCGCUCUACGGCGAUAGGCGUCUUUUCGGCUCUACGCGAAGCACCCAGCGAUGUUGCAAGCAUCAAGCUGGCUAUCUAUAUCCUUACAAAAGCUAACCGUCCCAUCGCUGCACGAAAUUUAUACGCCCAGUCACUUCCAUACCUGGACAUACAAGCUCGAACUCAUGUGGGAAACAUGAUCUUGCAUCGCACAUUUCAGAGUUUCCGCAUGCGUAAUGCGCAGCUCGUACGGAAGGUAGUUGCUAAUCGGGAUUAUUUUGUGAAGCGUUUUGGCUUUGUGGAGGACCGGGUCACGCUCAAUAUCAUAUUGAAAGCGGUUCUGCGAUGGACGACAGCGGUCGAUGCUGCUGCGGCAAGGAUGUUAUUUGAUGAGAUGGUGAGGCUGGGCUAUCCGGUUGAUGCGCGUUGGCUUCCGCGAGGGGGGGAUGUGCCAUUUUCGACACCGUCAGAGUCGAGGAUUGGGUUUACGACUCCAGAAUUGGAUGCAGAUAUUUCAUUCGAGAAGCACGUAAGGCCGAUGUACAAGAUGUUCAUUACGGCGUUCUUUCGGAGGGGCGAUGUGGAAGCUGCGAGGUUGGUGGUCGGAAUUUUGAAGACGGAGGUUGCAAAGCGGCGAGCGCCUGUGCGAAAAGGGCGUAACAUUCGUACAUAAGGAUUUAGGUAUCAGAAUGGAAAUUUGUACA
Desarmillaria tabescens is the source of this 3026-nucleotide messenger RNA. RefSeq lists its product as uncharacterized. The record is from RefSeq and is a predicted model, not a curated record. The transcript is spliced from 3 exons. Lineage: Eukaryota; Fungi; Basidiomycota; Agaricomycetes; Agaricales; Physalacriaceae. The coding region runs from base 170 to 2995 and encodes 941 amino acids.